Molecule: messenger RNA, 891 nt
Organism: Orycteropus afer afer
Lineage: Eukaryota; Metazoa; Chordata; Mammalia; Tubulidentata; Orycteropodidae
Gene: ECI1
Product: enoyl-CoA delta isomerase 1
Exons: 7
Coding region: 1-891 (296 amino acids)
Biological process (GO): fatty acid beta-oxidation
Cellular component (GO): mitochondrion
Molecular function (GO): enoyl-CoA hydratase activity
Source: RefSeq, a predicted model, not a curated record
AUGGCGCUGGUAGCCCGAGUGCGCGCUCUGCUGCUCCCUGGAUCCCGGCUCCGUGGCGCAACGCUCGGAAGGGCGGCCAAUGGCGGCGGAGCGGGCGCGCGGCGCGCCUUGAGCCACCGGGUGCUGGUGGAGGCGGACCCGGCGGCAGGGGUCGCCGUGGUGAAGUUCAGGAAUCCCCCCGUGAACAGCCUCAGCCUGGAGAUGCUCACGGAGCUAGGGAUCUGCCUGGAGAAACUGGAGAACGACAAGACGGUCCGCGGCAUCGUCCUCACGGCGGACCGCCCUGGCAUCUUCUCGGCCGGCCUGGACCUGACUGAGAUGUGCGGGCGGAACCCGGCCCACUACGCCGAGUUCUGGAAGGCCGUGCAGGAGCUGUGGCUGCGGCUGUACCAGUCCAACAUGGCGCUGGGAGCUGCCAUCAACGGCACCUGUCCAGCAGGCGGCUGUUUACUCUCCCUGACCUGUGACUACCGCAUCCUGGCUGACAACCCUAAGUACACCAUCGGGCUGAACGAGACCCAGCUGGGUAUUUUCGCCCCCUUCUGGUUCAAGGACACAAUGGUGAACACCAUCGGGCACCGUGCCACAGAGCGGGCCCUGCAGCUGGGGCUUCUCUUCACGCCCGCUGAGGCCCUGCAGGUGGGCCUAGUGGACCAGGUGGUGCCCGAGGACCAGGUGCAGAGCACAGCCCUGUCGGUCAUGUCCCAGUGGCUGGCCAUCCCAGACCACGCCCGGCAACUGACCAAGACCAUGAUGCGCAAGGCGACCGUGGACCAGCUGCUGAAGCACAGGGAGGCCGACAUCCAGAACUUCGUCAGCUUCAUCUCGCGAGACUCUAUCCAGAAGGUGCUGCAGGUGUACCUCCAGAAGCUCAGAAAAAAGAACCACUGA